Molecule: messenger RNA, 5378 nt
Organism: Myotis davidii
Lineage: Eukaryota; Metazoa; Chordata; Mammalia; Chiroptera; Vespertilionidae
Gene: FIBCD1
Product: fibrinogen C domain containing 1
Exons: 8
Coding region: 1320-2633 (437 amino acids)
Source: RefSeq, a predicted model, not a curated record
UGACAAUCUAAGGGGAAAAGGUCAGUGCCCCUGACUGGCCAGGCAUUGCAUGUUUAGGGAAUUCUUGCGGCACCCCGGCUGAAAAUUGCUCCCUCAUCUUGCCAAUAACGCGGGUGGCUUCCUGGGGGUCUGCGCGCCAGGGCCCGCCCCCGGACUCAGCCUCCUCCCGCAGGCCAGGCCGCAGAACGCUCAGGAGUCCUGGGCGUUUGCGCUUGUGGAGAAGAGGCGGUUUGCGCUCCCACAUUUUCUCACGGUGAGCUCUGUUGUGUGAUGCGAGAGGACGCAGUCUACGUCACUAAGCAAGCAGGCAAGCUGUCAGUUACAGCUGUGAGAUGCACCCCAACGUCAGAGAUGUUAAAAUGUGGAAAAAAGAGAGAAGGUGCGCCCGGCACCAGCCACACACAGGAAUAGCACUUUCGGUGGAAAAUAAAAAACCAGGCGCUUCCCGCUGCUCCGUGCCCGCUGACCAGGAGGCAAUAAAAGCCACCGGUAUUCCCUGCCCACGCCCAUCGCGCCAAGAGUGGGCCAGGCGCCUCGUGCACUAACUCAUUUAAAGAUGCACCGAGUCCAGAGAGUUGAAAAUGUGGGGAAAUUUAGUCUUUAGGGGGCAGGAGGCUGGGGGUCUAGUCUGAGCUCUGCUUCUAAUGUGCUGUGUGACCCUGGGCAAGCCCCUGGCCCUCUCUGGUCUCCGUUUCCCCAUGCGUCAGAUGCUCGGCGGCCUUCUCCAAGCUCCCUUUGGGCCGUGACAGACGGUCCAGUGAGUCUGGGUUUGCCACUGUGUCUCGGUGCUGCCAGGUGCACUUGGGGCCCAGCUUCCUGUGUGGCCAGCGCCCCCUGUGUCCAGAGCCCAGUUCGAGUUCUUCCCUGGCCUGCCGCCUCCGUCCGUUUCUGGUCUGGGAGUCACAGCUGCCCUGUCGCCCCAGCCCUGGCCUCCUGAGAAGGAGGGAGUCCUUUUGCACCCGGGGUGUUUGUUCUGUGUAUCCUGCUGGGGGCCUGCUCUGUGGAGAGCAGACCCCGAGGGCUCGCUGGGGAGGACGGUCCUGGCCUGAGCCGGCCGAGUGGGGCAGGGCAGGGCCAGCGACAGGGCAGGGUCACCCUCUGCAUUGGUGUCCCUGUUCUGCCUCGGUUUCCCUCUCCAUCCUCUCCAGCUCUGUGUCCCGGCGGCUCUUGCUCUCGCUCCGUCUUUGGGGUGGCCCCUUCUCUGUCUCUGUGACUCCCUUCCCUGAGAAGGGCCCUCCCUGAGCCUGGUCCAGAGGCCCCGACCUGGGGCUGCUUGGUCCUCCUCACGGGGGCGGAGCUGCAGGCCCGGGUCUGCCCUGAUGCUGCCUCUUCUGUCUCCUGUCUGUCUGUCUGUCCCACCGUCCCUGUGUCCGUGUGCCUGGCUGCAGCGGCCGAGCUGUGGCUACGUGCUGUGCACGGUGCUGCUCUCCCUGGCCGUGCUGCUGGCCGUGACCGUCACCGGGGCCGUGCUCUUCCUGAAUCACACACACACGCCCGGCACGGCCCUCCCGCCCGUGGUCAGCACGGGGCCGGCGGGGGCCAACAGCGCCCUGGUCACCGUGGACAGAAGCGAGCAGGCCCACCUCCUCCAGCUUCUCUCCGAGAGCCAAGGCCACAUGGCUCACCUGGUGAACUUGGUCAGUGACGUCCUGGACGCCCUGCACAGGGAUCGGGGGCUGAGCCGGCCCCGAGUCAAGGCCGACCUUCAGAGGGCGCCUGCCCGGGGAGCGCGGCCCCGGGGCUGCGCCAACGGCUCUCGGCCCCGCGACUGCCUGGGAGUCCUCCUGAGCGGGCGAUGCACCUGCACAUGCUCCGGGGAGUCCGGGAGCCUGACCAUGGCCGUGACAACACCCCCACCUGCCCUUGACCGACCUGCCUCUGCCCAGAGCAGUUGGGGUAUUUCAGACUUUGGAGGUCGCUGGGGUGGUGCCCGCGGAGGCUUGGCGGUGCCCCGCGCUUGCACCCCUGCCUCGCUCCGCCUCCCGUACGGGCAUCUGAGAACCUCCCCAGCGAGGCUGGGGCGGCCGGGCAGGAGGGAGGAGGUGGCAGCAAAGGUGUGCGGCAGGUCUGCUGUUUCUCCCUGGUUCUCUCUGCGGGUCACCUCCCAAGCCCCCCUCCCCCGCACUCUGCAUUCUCUCCCCCACUCAGGGCUCAAGAGGCUCCAUGCGCUGACGGCCCAGGCGGCCUAUGAGCUGCACGUGGACCUGGAGGACUUCGACAACGGCACGGCCUACGCCCACUACCGCAGCUUCGGGGUGGGCCUGCUCUCCGUGGACCCCGAGGAGGACGGGUACCCCCUCACCGUGGCCGACUACUCGGGCACCGCAGGGGACUCCCUCCUGAGGCACAGCGGCCUGCCCUUCACCACCAAGGACCGCGACAGCGACCACUCGGACCACAACUGCGCCGCCUUCUACCGCGGCGCCUGGUGGUACCGCAACUGCCACACGUCCAACCUCAACGGGCAGUACCUGCGCGGCGCGCACGCCUCCCGCCGCCCCGCCCGCACCGCCCCCUCCGUCCUCCACCCGCCCCGUCCUGGGUCCUGCUCUGUAGUCGCCCGCCCGCCCCGGCUGAGCGCACUGCCUUGGGGAGGACCAGGCCACCCCCGACACACAGCCCCCUGGGAGUGAGACUGCACAUCACCUGCACCCCGUCCCUUCACCCCAAUUUGCCUCUGAUGCAGGGCGGGCAAACGGCCCACAGUUCCACCUGCCCAGACUCUGGCUGCUGGGCUGUCUGUCUUCUCUGGGCCUAGUCCGCACCCACUUACGGCAGCCCCUCCACUUAGCCAGUCCAAGCACCCAGCGUUUGGGGCACAGGGAGGAGGGGACGGCGCCCCCUGGAGCGCCCCCCACCCCCAGCAGCAGAGGAAUGCUCAGAUCUGACUGGGGUUCACAGCCAGCCUCCGGUGGUCCUCCCGACCUCUCCCUCAUUUCCAUGGUGCCUGGAGAUCCCCCCUCCCCCCCACAGGAGCCCUGGGGAGCAGCUGGUGCUGGGGGUGCCCAUGGCCACCUGCUGGCCGCCACCCACCGUGCCCCAGGCGAGGCUCUAGCUCAGCGCCUGCCAGAACUCAUGCCCCAAGAUGGCUGAGGCCGGUGCCCUGAAGUCCCCACCCAGCCACCCCCUGUCCCCGCAGGCCUGGGCGGUCCCCAGUGCCCUUGGCUGCUGUGCCCAGCCUCUUGCCCUUCUGGGAGCCCUGCCCCACUCCCUUCUGCUGGUGGGAGGAGGGGGCAGGUCCCAAACCACUGGUCUGGGCAUGGACGGGCAGGGGCUGUACCUCCCCGAACUUCCAGGGACUCCGGGAUCCUGACUCCCGAGGGCCUGGCCUGGGGGGUGGAGGCUGGACUUGGAGGAGUUUGGUGGCUGUUUGCCCUUCUGCCCAGAGACUGCCUCUGCGGGGGUGGCCGCCCCCUGCUGGUGACUGUUCACGCUGCCACCUCGGGUCAGCAAAGGUUUGUUGGAUGGACAUCUGCUGCGGCCAAGGCCCACCCUGGUGCUGGCCAAGACCAAGUCCCGCCUCUUGGCACUCAGCUCAAAGCAGAGACGGCCAAGAAACGGGCUUAUAGCCGGUGUGACCAAUGGCAGCAGCUCAGAGACAGGCAGGACCAGGGAUGGGGGAUUUGAGGACCACACUCUACCUGAAGCGAACCCUCUGCUGGCCCCCUUUCCCAUCCUCUGGAUAUAGAGAGCCAGCCCCCCACCACCAUAGGCUGCGGGACCUCCAGCCAAGGAGCAGAGGUGGGGGGACCCCGAGUGCUCGAGCUGGGAGCCCCUCCCCAGCAGCCCCAGGCUGAGCUGGUCCUCAUGCCAGCCUCGCAGAGCCAGCCGCUGUGUGGAAAGUGCCAGGUGCUUUCUGAUCCGUCAUCAAACAGACGCCUGGUGAGUGAUGUUCGGGAGGCUCGGGGCUCGCCAGGGCCUGGCAGAGGAACUGACGUGCCACAGCUCGGCCUGGCAGAGGGACGGGUGAGGGCGGCCAGCCUGGAGACACCCGCCCUCCCUGCUCAAGAGCACCAGCCCCACUCGCAGCCCAGGCCUGGCAUCACCAGGGAACGUGGCCUGGCCCAACGCUGGCUGAACGGGCAUGAAGCCCAUCGUGGUGGGGACAGCAGGCCAGCGCCCCCCUUCCCAGAGGGCACCCCUACAAGGCCGUGCUGAGCACAGGCGGGGCCCUGCGCACCCACUUGGCCGGGAGGCUGCCGUGAGCGAGGCAGGCCAGGGCCCAGGCCUGGAGGAGCCCACACUAUGGCGUCAGCGGGUGGCCACACAGGAGUGACCACAGGAAAACAGACGCUGGGAGAGCCAGUGGAGGGGGCAGCUCCACCAGGACCUGAGGGUGACAGACAGACAGACGUGUGCAGAUCACCCAGGACUGUGGUCGCCGCGUUAGAACCCCAGUUUGCUGGUGGGGAGCCUGUGGCCCUGCUGUCCCCUGUCACCUGCCCCGUGCUUCCUCCUUCGAUGAGAGGAGCCUGCAGGAAAGGGGUGUCCACACUGGGCUCUGGAGGCAGUGCACACCCCAUAUUCCGCAGGUUCCUCCGCGAGCACAGACAGCCUCUGGGGAAUCGCCAGUGGCCCCGGGCCUUGCCUUCCGAACUCCGGAUGCACCUGAGUUCAACCAGAGGCCACCAGCUGGGCUGAGCUCCGAGACCUGAGGAUGGACAGACCUGGGUUCCACCCUGACGACCACAGCGGUCAGCAGGCGACAAGGACAGCGCUGCGAGCAGUUCUCACGUUGCAUCUGCAGCCGCGUAUAAAUAGGUUUUACGUUUGUUUUGGGGAAGAGGUGGUAUCGCCAGUGUCCACCCUUCCUGCCCUCCACCCGCACUGCCUCCCUCAGCGCACAGGCCUCUGGCUGCCUGGCUGGGCCAGAGACCCGGGAGCUGGGAUUCGGAGGACUGGCGAGGGGUGUCCGCAGGAGCUGCCGGUUGCAUCCGCUGUGCCAGGGGGACGCGAGCGGGGCCCACGAGCUGUCCUGUGGAGUUUGAGGAGCAACGUGCUGGCAGGAGGACACGUCAGUGGACACACUGACCCCAGAACAAAGGACACUAGGUCCUGGUCCAAGUGGCCAAGGCGCCCGGGCCUCCGUUUCUUCAUCUGCUGCAGGGAGAGGGCUGUUCCCAAUCGCCAGGGGGCCAGGCAGCUGGCAGGACCCACAAACCUGGGGCUGAGCUCGGACUUGGUGGGACUUGGGGGUGGGCAGCGGGGGCCCUGGGCUGGCCCUGACCCUAAGGUGGCUGGGUGGGUGGGAGGGAGCCUGAGGGCCGGCAGAGCUGCCGACGGAUGAAGCCUCGUGUGCGGCCAGAUGAAGCCAGUCUGGGCCGAGCGCCCUUGGCGUUGUGUGUCCCCGUCUCCAAUAAAGUCUUGUGGUGACCUGG